UCCACAGAUUCAGAUUCUAGUUUUAUUGUCUGUCUACCUCUAUUGUGUCUAUGUAUAUAAGAUGGCGGGUGAUGAAAGUGACAGUGAUCUAAAGCCGUCCAGUGUUGCGAUCAUAAGAGAAGUUUAUGAUAGUGAAAAUGCUCACAUCAAAUUUGAAAUGGAACUGGAAAGAGCACUGGAGGCCGGCGUUAGCGUUAUUGUGAUAGAACCAGAGCCUCUGGGAGAAGAAACAGCUCGCUGGAUAUAUGUGGGAAACCUCUUGCAUAAGGUUUCUGUUUACAGUGGACUCUGUAGCAUUGCAUCAGGUCUUGCAUGGAGUUCUUUAGCCUGUACACCCUUUGGGAUAAUGUCAGUACUUUGUGCCGGCUGUUACACACUGUCGUGGCAGUGGGAUCCUUGUUGCAAAUAUCAAGAGGAAAAGAACCGCAGACAUUUAUCCACAUUACCUAUGUUGAGUGAUCUUACAUCUGCUUCACCUGUUGUACUGGUACAUACAGACAAUAAACGAAAAAUAAUUUUACAUACAACAGUGUCAAUGACAGCAACCGCGAUAUGCUUAUGGAGACUAUACAAUAUUUUUAAGUAAAGAUGUAGUCUGCAAUAGCAUAAUACAUUAUGGCAUUGAGCUUAAUUUAGGAAGUCACAGAAUGCUCCAAAGCAAAUAUAUUAGUGCUUUCUAAUAAGUUGUUUUUAUGUCUGAAGUCUAAUAUUGUAAUUAUAUAAUUUGUUGUAGGAUGCAGUGUAAAAAUGUUAUAAAGUUAUUAAUUGUAGAGUUAGUUUAAAAGCCUGUACAAAAGAUAUUUUCUUGUAAUAUAAGGAUGCUUUUUAGUUAAUCAAAUGUGAUAGUGGUUUAUGAUGGAUUCUGUUAUAAAGCUAAGUUAACAGUGAUCUCAGAGAUAUAAUAUCCUCACUGUUAUCAUGUAAUAAAAUAAUGAUGCAAUAUAAA
Messenger RNA from Helicoverpa armigera (cotton bollworm), 946 nucleotides. RefSeq names its product transmembrane protein 11 homolog, mitochondrial (gene Pmi). Gene Ontology annotation, cellular component: mitochondrial inner membrane. Gene Ontology annotation, biological process: inner mitochondrial membrane organization. Bases 62 to 586 code for a protein of 174 amino acids. The transcript is spliced from 3 exons. Lineage: Eukaryota; Metazoa; Arthropoda; Insecta; Lepidoptera; Noctuidae. The record is from RefSeq and is a predicted model, not a curated record.